This is a messenger RNA of Monoraphidium neglectum, 372 nucleotides long. RefSeq names its product Syntaxin-32. NCBI's taxonomy places the organism in Eukaryota, Viridiplantae, Chlorophyta, Chlorophyceae, Sphaeropleales, Selenastraceae. Gene Ontology annotation, cellular component: membrane. Gene Ontology annotation, biological process: vesicle-mediated transport. The transcript is spliced from 2 exons. The record is from RefSeq and is a predicted model, not a curated record. The coding region runs from base 1 to 372 and encodes 123 amino acids.
AUGGUAUCAAAUAAUUGCACGAUUGCAGCGGGCCCAGGCUUCAAGCAGCAGCAGUCGGAGCUCGCGCAGCGCGCGGGCCUAGUCGGCAUCUCGGUUUCAAAGGUGCACCUGAAGCUCUCGCGGCUGUCAGCACUCGCGAAACGCAGCUCAGUUUUCGACGACCACACCGCCGAAAUCGACAACCUGACAGCCGCUAUAAAGCAGGAGCUGCAGCAGGUCAACGCAAGCAUCUCGGACCUGCAGCGGGCCGCGGCGGCGCAGCACGGCGGCGGCAGCCGGCAGGCCGGGGAGCAUGCGGCAGCGGUGGUGGACGCGCUCAGGGGGCGGCUCAAGGACGCGACAGCAGAAUUCAAGGAGGUGGGGGGUGGUUGA